Molecule: messenger RNA, 1062 nt
Organism: Acanthamoeba castellanii str. Neff
Lineage: Eukaryota; Discosea; Longamoebia; Acanthamoebidae
Product: meiotic recombinase Dmc1, putative
Exons: 9
Coding region: 1-1062 (353 amino acids)
Biological process (GO): mitotic recombination; DNA repair; DNA strand invasion
Cellular component (GO): nucleus; condensed nuclear chromosome
Molecular function (GO): single-stranded DNA binding; ATP binding; double-stranded DNA binding
Source: RefSeq, a predicted model, not a curated record
AUGAACGCUCACUCGAAGGAGCAGGCGGCCGCGGCCGAGAAGGAAGCUGAGGCCGCCGAGGUAGAGGAAGGGGAGGAGGAAGCGAGCGCCGAGCAAGUGUCGGACUUCCAGGAGAUCGAUAAGCUGCAGGAUCUCGGCGUCAACGUGGCCGACAUCAAGAAGCUCAAGCUUGGAGGAUGCCACACCGUAGCCAGCCUUCUCAUGAACACCAGAAAGAACCUUCUGGCCAUCAAGGGCAUUUCAGAGGCCAAGGUGGACAAGAUCCUCGAAGCAGCUGGCAAGCUCCACUUCGCCAGCUUUAUGACCGGGUCGGAGAUGCUCAACAAGAGGAAGGAGGUCGUCAGGAUCACCAUGGGUUGUACUGCUCUUGAUCAGCUUCUCGGUGGCGGUGUCGAGACCAUGUCAAUCACCGAAGUCUUUGGUGAGUUCAGGACUGGUAAGACGCAGCUGUGCCACACACUGUGCGUCACUACGCAGCUGCCACUCAACAUGAGCGGAGGCAAUGGCAAGGUGGCUUACAUCGACACUGAGGGCACCUUCCGCCCUGAACGGAUCAAGCCGAUUGCCGAAAGGUUCGGCCUGGACCCUAUGGCUGCGCUCGACAACAUUGUAUACGCUCGAGCCUUCACGCACGAACACCAGCUGGAGCUCAUCGUCCAGAUUGCUGCGAAGAUGGUCGAAGAUCAGUAUCGCCUCUUGAUCGUGGAUUCCAUAACGGCUCUGUUCCGCGUGGAUUACUCUGGUCGAGGCGAGCUGGCCGAGAGGCAGCAGAAGCUCGGCCGCAUGCUGAGCAAACUGCAGAAGAUCGCAGAGGAGUUCAACGUCGCCGUCUUCAUCACCAACCAGGUGACUGCCGACCCUGGCGGUGGCGCCAUGUUCGUUGCCGACGCCAAGAAGCCCAUCGGAGGGCACGUGCUUGCUCACGCCUCGACGACUCGCCUGUCCCUGAGGAAGGGCAGAGGCGAACAGCGCAUCUGCAAGAUCUUCGACUCGCCGUGCCUGCCCGAGACCGAGUGUGUCUACCAGAUCUCAAACGAAGGCAUCACCGACGCGAAGGACUGA